UAAAAAAAAUAUCAGCUUUCAAUCUCAUUUUCUCUGAGCAUUCAUCAAUCAAUCAUCAUUCAAUUUAGACAUUUAGCUUAAGAAGAUAAGCCAAAUGGCUGAUGCACUUCGUGUUCCUUUUUCAGUUCUCCAAUCAUCACCAUCGCCAUCGCCACUCUUCAAGCCACGUCUUUGUCCUCUAACUCCUUUACGACGUCGUCUCCAUCUCAAACCAAGCCCUCUUCUCCUUCCUCUCUUCUCUUCUUCUUUCCCUUCCUUUCCCAGACAACCCCUUCAUUGCUCUUCCUCUUCCAUGCCCCUUCAACUCUCCUCUUUGUCUCAGGACAGUUUGUUGUUUUCGAGGGCAUAUUGGGUUACAAAAACUGUAAUCGCCUGGAAUGUUGAUGUUGGAGAAGGUUCUUGCUACUUGUAUGCAAGUAAAGUUGCUGCUUUGUCUGUUACAGAUAAUGGAAUUCAAGGCCAUGAUUUGGAAAUUAAGCUUGAGGAGGACAGCAGUGGGUUACCUCCAAAUGUAAUUGAGAAGUUUCCUCAUAUUCGAGAUUAUAGAGCUUUUAAAUUGCCUCCCACUCUGGAUGCCAAAAAUCUCGUUAAAUGCCAAUUAGCGGUUACUGAAUUCAACUCACGUGGAAAAUGCAGUAAUGUGACUGGUUUGCAAUUACCUGGUAUCCUGGAUGAAUUGUUCUCAUAUGAUGGUCCUCUUGGUGCUCUUUAUUCGGCAGAAGCAGUGUCUCUAUACCUCUGGGCUCCCACUGCUCAAGCAGUUGAUGCUCACAUCUAUAAGGAUCCAGUGGUUGGGAGUCCCCUGGAAAUUAUCCCACUGGAGGAAACUAAUGGUGUUUGGAGUACUAAAGGACCAAAAAGUUGGGAAGGCUGUUACUAUGUAUAUGAAGUAUCAGUUUAUCAUCCUAGCACGUUGCAUAUUGAAAAAUGUUAUGCAAAUGAUCCUCAUGCAAGAGGGCUUUCAGCUGAUGGAAGGCGAACUUUGUUUGUUGAUCUUGAUGCUGAUGAUAUAAAACCUGAAGGAUGGAAUGAAUUGGCAGACAUGAAGCGUGAUAUACCUUCCUUCUCCGACAUAAGUUUAUAUGAAUUACACAUACGGGAUUUCAGUGCCAAUGAUGAAACUGUUUCUCGUGACUUUCGUGGUGGUUAUAUGGCUUUCGCUUUGCAGGACUCAGCAGGCAUUCUUCAUUUGAAAAAAUUAUCGGAAGCUGGUAUUACUCAUGUUCAUUUGCUGCCGACCUUCCAAUUUGCUGCCGUCGAUGAUGAGAGGAAGAAUUGGAAGUAUGUGGAUUCUAUGAUUCUGGAGAAGCUACCACCAGAUUCAGCAGAACAGCAAGCGCAAAUUACUGCAAUCAAGGAUGAUGAUGCGUAUAACUGGGGCUACAAUCCUGUUCUCUGGGGUGUCCCUAAGGGAAGCUAUGCAAGCAACCCAAAUGGUCCAUGCCGUAUAAUUGAGUUUAGAAAGAUGAUUCAGGGACUCGCGCAUAUUGGCCUUCGCGUAGUGCUGGAUGUUGUCUAUAAUCACUUGCAUGCAAAUGGUCCUUUUGAUAAGGAUUCUGUUCUUGAUAAGAUUGUACCAGGUUACUAUCUGAGAAGAAACACAGAUGGGUUUAUUGAGAACAGUACAUGUGUCAACAAUACUGCUAGUGAGCAUUAUAUGGUUGAGCGCCUUAUUAUUGAUGAUCUUUUGAGCUGGGCAAUAAAUUACAAGGUUGAUGGGUUUCGUUUUGAUUUGAUGGGUCACAUCAUGAAACGUACGAUGGUGAAAGCAAAAGAUGCGCUUUGUAGCCUAACAAAGGAAAGGGAUGGGGUUGAUGGUUCAAGAAUUUACCUAUAUGGUGAAGGAUGGGACUUUGGUGAAGUGGCAAAAAAUGGGCGUGGGAUUAAUGCUUCUCAAUUUAAUAUUGGCGGGACUGGAAUAGGAAGUUUUAACGAUCGGAUUCGGGAUGCAAUGCUUGGUGGGUCUCCUUUUGGUCAUCCUCUUCAGCAGGGAUUCGUGACAGGCCUGUUGUUGGAGCCUAAUGGUCAUGAUCAUGGUACAAAGGAUGAUGAAAAAGCGAUGCUUGCUUCAGCGAAAGACCACAUCCAGGUUGGUAUGGCUGCAAAUUUGAGGGAUUUUGUGCUUACUGAUUUUGAAGGAAAAGAGAGGAAAGGAUCUGAAGUUCUUUCUUUUGGUGGGACACCUGUUGGUUAUGCUUUAUGCCCCACAGAAACGGUCAAUUAUGUUUCUGCUCAUGACAAUGAAACCCUCUUUGACAUUAUCAGUUUGAAGACUCCAGUGGAAAUAUCGGUGGAAGAUAGGUGUAGGAUGAAUCAUUUUGCAACAAGUGUAAUUGCAUUGACGCAGGGAAUACCAUUUUUCCAUGCUGGGGACGAAAUGCUUCGCUCAAAAUCACUAGAUCGUGAUUCGUACAAUUCUGGUGAUUGGUUCAAUAGACUAGACUUCAUGUACAAUUCUAACAACUGGGGAGUUGGACUUCCUCCAAAAGAGAAAAAUGAACAUAGCUGGCCACUAAUACAGCCAAGACUGGCAAAUCCAUCCUUCAAGCCUCAAAGGAGCCACAUUCUUGAAGCUGUAGAGAACUUUACAAAUGUCUUACGUAUUCGGUAUUCUUCGCCUCUUUUCCGUCUAAGAACAGAAAAUGCUAUCCAGGAACGUGUACGGUUCCACAACACUGGUCCAUCAUGGGUCCCUGGCAUCAUUGUGAUUAGCAUUGAAGAUGGUAACGAAGGUGUCCCAGGGCUCUCCCAAUUAGAUCCCAUCUUUUCGUACAUUGUUGUGGUCUUCAAUGCAUGUCCAACGGAGGCAUCAUUUAGUAGCCCUACACUGCAAGGAAGGACUCUUCAACUUCAUCCCAUACAGGUGAAGUCAAGUGAUGAAACAGUUAAGAAGUCAUCGUACGAUGCAUCCUCGGGGUGUUUCACUGUGCCAGCGAGGACGACAUCCGUGUUCGUUGAGUCUAGAAAAGCAUGAGAAGUUUGCGGUCUUGAAUGUGUCUGGACAUGCAUAAUACUGAGGCAAAAUUUGCAUGGUAAUGAGUUGCCAUAUUAUAUGCGUAAUAAUGAGUUGCUCAAUUAUAUUAC
Molecule: messenger RNA, 3084 nt
Organism: Hibiscus syriacus
Lineage: Eukaryota; Viridiplantae; Streptophyta; Magnoliopsida; Malvales; Malvaceae
Product: pullulanase 1, chloroplastic
Exons: 28
Coding region: 95-2974 (959 amino acids)
Biological process (GO): carbohydrate metabolic process
Molecular function (GO): pullulanase activity
Source: RefSeq, a predicted model, not a curated record